Nestor notabilis (Kea) is the source of this 436-nucleotide messenger RNA. RefSeq names its product tumor necrosis factor ligand superfamily member 6-like. The record is from RefSeq and is a predicted model, not a curated record. The transcript has 2 exons. NCBI's taxonomy places the organism in Eukaryota, Metazoa, Chordata, Aves, Psittaciformes, Psittacidae. The annotation marks the transcript as partial.
AUGCAGGCGUAUAAAGGUAGACCUGGGUCUUCCCCCAGGGCUCAGUCUGGGACAACCCCAGCAGUUUUUGGCUGCCACAUGGACGAUCACGCCAAGCACAUCCAGUCCAUCCCACUCCCAACCAUGCAGCAGAACUUGAACUACGUGUACCCCCAGAUCUUUUGGGUGGAUGGCUGUCCCAAUGCAAAUACUUCCUGCCCUCCAGCACCCCCCAUCGCUCCUUUCCCACCACCAGUACCUGAUCGGAGCCGAAAGCCAAGGAGCAACAGGGAAAGGAGGAGCAUUGGCUUUCUGGUGAUCUCCUUGCUGCUCCUGCUGGCCCUCACUGGAGUUGGGCUGAGCAUGUUUCAGAUUUUCCACCUGGAGAAGGAACUGGCUGAACUAAGAGAGUCUGCCAGCACUGAACAUAUUCCUCCAGCUUUGGAGAAACUCAUAG